This is a messenger RNA of Solanum pennellii, 4413 nucleotides long. RefSeq lists its product as uncharacterized. NCBI's taxonomy places the organism in Eukaryota, Viridiplantae, Streptophyta, Magnoliopsida, Solanales, Solanaceae. The transcript is spliced from 8 exons. The record is from RefSeq and is a predicted model, not a curated record. The coding region runs from base 1355 to 4141 and encodes 928 amino acids.
UUCUCGCUUCUAUAUAACUGUAUAUGUAUCGCCGAAACUGUCAAUUACUGCCCUUUAAUUUCUUCAAUGGAUUGUGUUUUUCAUCAGGCAUGAUCUUGUUGUUGUUGUUGAUGUUGAUGAUCGUGAACAGGGACGGAGAAUUAGGAUUUGGAAUUUACGAGUUCUAAAAUUCUAGGAUAUUAGUAAGUGAGUAAGUUUUAAGUUUAAUUUUGUAAUACGAUUACAGGUUUUGAACUGAAACUAUUAGGUUACGCUGAACCUGUACGUUAGGCUUCUAGCUCUGCCUCUAAACUCAUGAUGAAGAUAAAUGUCUCCUGGUGAAAUAGUUAAGAGUUUUAAGAUGAUCAAAUGUGUAUAUGUUUGUGUGGAUUUUGUAGGAGAGGUUAAUAAAAUUAGAUUUUGGUUGAGGUUGAUCGAAACAUAUUGCUCCUUGAAUGUACAUUUUUGUUUGUGUGUUUGCUAUUUUUGUUGUUGAUUUUGCAGGAAGAAUUAACAAAAUUAGGUUUUGGUUGAGGUUGAUUAAACAUAUUACUCCUUGAAUGAACAUUGUAUUGUUUGGGCAUACAAUGAUUAUUCAGUAAUAUGCGGAUUCGAGAUUAUUAAUUGAUUGUGACACAUUUGCUUCUGAUUAUCCUGAUGUUGUAGUUGAUGACGAUCGUGAAUUCAUGAUGAAGAUGAAUGUCUCCUAGUAAAACAGUUGAAGUUUCAACAUGUUUGUGUAUUUUGCUAUUUCUGUGGUUGAAUUUACAGGAAAAUUAUCAAAAUUAGAUUUUGGUUGAGGUUGAUCAAAACACAUUGCUCCUUGAACAUUUUUCUUUGUGUAUGUGUUAUUUUUCUUGUUGAUUUUGCAGGAAUUAGCAAAAUUAGAUUUUGGUUGAGGUUGAUUGAAACACAUUGUUCCUUGAAUGUAGAUUUUUGUUUGUGUGUUUGCUAUUUUCGUUGUUGAUUUGCAGGAUGAGAUAAUGAAGUUAGAUUGAGGUGGAGGUUGAUCAAACACCAUUGCUGCUUGAAUGAACUUCUAAUUUUUUUCGGGGGCAUACCAUGAUUAUUCAAUAAUAUGGGGAUUCAAGAUUAUUCAUUGCUUGUGAUGGAUUUGUCUUCUGAUUAUCCUGGUGUUGUUGCUGCUGAUGAUCUGUUGAAAAUGGAGUCUCCUAGUAAAAUAGUUGAAAUUUCAACUUGAUAGUAUGUGUAUUUACUAAUUCUGCUGUUAAUUUUGCAGGAAAAGUUAACAAAGUUAGAUUUUGGUUGAGGUUGGUCAAAGGCAUUGCUCCUUGAAUGAUAGGCUAGGGAUUUCAAAUGGGUUGGCCAUGAGCUGUUAAGAGAGCAAGUUAAAAACGGACAGAAUCAGAGUAGAAUGGAAGCUAAGAAUGCAUACACACUUCCCUUUUAUGAUACUUUUAACAUUGAGAGUCCUUCAAUUGGAAUGGACAACCUUGAUUUUCCUACAAUGAUCGUCCCUGAUUGUGUUGAAAAUGAGGUCUCUCAUAUCGCAAAUGAAUGUGAGGAAGAGGUUGUCCUUGACAGUGAUGAUGAAAGAAUGCAUGGUACUGAAGUCGCAAGUGUCUCAAAGUUGAGAUCCUCUGAUGAUACAAGGUAUAAACAGCAGCUGGGUGAGUGGAAGCUCUCACCGGUUCCUAAACAAACCUAUGUUGGAUGUAUACGGAGGUCAAAGAAUCUAUUUAAGUUUUUGGAUUCAGCCAGAAGCACCUCAGAUUUUGAGACAACUGAUCAACAGAAACAGUGUUCUGAGAUUAAUGGCAGACUAUCUCUACAAAUAGAUAAGAGCAGUGUUAAUACAAAACCAAGAGUUGAAGAGGAUUGGUGUCAGGCUGGUGAAUUAACCAAUGAAGAAAUCUACAAGGGAAAUUUGGAAACGGAAGGCUCAACUGUUUAUGGUGUGAAUGGAGAUAAAGAUUUUCCACUUCAUUCUUGUAAAAUAGAACUACCCAAGUUAAACAAAACUGAAUCUCAAGUAUCUGGAGAGCUGUCAGAAGCUAAUGCUCUGGACUUCGUUGACCACUACCUAUCAGUUUACAAUGAGGGUGCACUCAAUGAAGUCAAAGAUAGAGGAGUGAAUAAGAUUGUAUCACCUCCAUUUUUCAGCCGUGUGGGAUCGCAAAAAUUGGCAAGCAGAAUGAAUGUUCAAAAUGCAGUAAAAAACUCUGGAGUUUUUGACUGGCCUGAGAGGCAAAGUGAUAGUGCAAAUGGUUCUUUUUCAAGACACCAAAAGAUAUUGACCUAUCACAGAAAGAAUUAUGGACUGAAGAAACAAAAAGUAUCUUGUAUCCAAUCCAGUAAGGAACCAAUGGAAAGUAGGACAGAUUUAAAUAAGGCGGAACCAAAGUUUCUCCCGGAAGCUCACAUGAAUGUUGAGUCCAACUUCCUGAGGAAGUCGGAUGAGCAAUUUGAUAUGGGUACAUUUGAGCAACAAGUUGAUUAUGACGGAAAUCGAUCAGAUGGAUUAGACACAUAUGAUGUUGGCCUUGAUACUCAACUGGCUGCUGAAGCUAUGGAAACUCUACUACACGCUCCUCCUAUGAAAAGUGAUCUGCUUUUGGCCCCUCCUAUUCCAAAAACCAGCCUAGUUAAAGAAAGGAAAUAUCCUGAGAUCGCUAUCUCAAGAGAGUUUAACAUUGGUGAUAGUUCACCAGAACCUACUUUAUAUAGCUCAGCUGAAGUAGAGUUGUCUUCUGUUGUUCAUAGAACUAGGCAUCAAGCGUCUUUAAAUUUGAGGAGGUUGGAGAACCCAGCAACCAAUUCCAUCAGAGAGUCUAAUUUUCCAAAGAAAAGAAGGAAGCAACAUGAGCUUGAAGAGUUAAAUGACAAUUUGUUCAAAGUGGCUACUGUAAGAGGGAAAGUUUCCAAAUCAAGUACUAACACAUCAAGGAAAUCUAGAAAAGUUAGCAUGAAUAAUCGAGGAGAAAUUUGCCAAAGUGUAGCAGCCACAUUGAGUCAAGUGAAAUUGGAAAAUUGGGUCUCUAAGGGGAAAAGGACACAUAAAGGGGUGCGACGGAUUUCAAAUGGAUCAAGCAAUCUCUAUCCUCUACUGAUGCCUGCUGAUCAGGGAAAUGACUUUAAGUUUCCAGUUUUGAAUCAUAAGGCAGAGAGAAAAUGCCAACCUGUGGAAUUUAAAAGUCAGAAUCAGUCUUUACAAAAGACCCAGUCAGGACUCUUGUCAAUUCAGACCGCAAGUAAACCUUAUUCCUCAAUUUGUAAAUAUUCAGUCACAAGUCAGAAGAUGACACCCAUGGACUUCAAAAGAGUUGAAUCUACUGAGUCUGCCAAAUUAAAUGAAAUGACCUCCAUAUCCACUAAUGUUUUGACAAAAGAGAUGAAAUCUGACGUACUUUUAAAUGGAAUCUCAGAUCCAUCAUACUGUCCUAAUGAUCACAAGAAAGGCAAGCAACACAUGAGAAGUCUCUCCAGAUCACCCCUUUCUCAAGAGCUUAUUAGAUUAGGUUAUGCAGAGCAAUUACCUGAUUUUCUGCCUAGAGGUUCACGACGACGAAAAGGUGCAGGCGACAUUUGUGUCUUGUUCAGCCAGGGCUUGGAUAGCAAAUUAAUCAAGCAGCAGAAAAAGAUUUUGGCAAGAUUUGGAUUUAUCUCCACAUCAAAUUGUUCUGAUGCCACACACUUCGUCACUGACAGCUUUGUUAGAACAAAGAAUAUGCUAGAAGCCAUUGCCUGUGGAAAACCAAUUGUAACACAUUUGUGGCUUGAGAGCUGUGGAAGAGCAAGCUGUUUUGUUGAUGAGAAAAGUUAUAUCUUAAGAGAUGCCAAAAAGGAAAAGGAACUCGGUUUUAGUAUACCUGUUUCACUUGCUCAUGCUAGAAAGCAUCCCCUUCUAGAGGGUCAAAGAGUCAUUAUUACUCCAAAUGCAAAACCUAAUAGAGAUACCCUUCUAACCUUGGUCAAGGCAGUGCGUGGUGAGGUGGUGGACGAAUCUAAUAGUAAAAUCACUAGUGAUGAUCUAUUAAUUCUUUCCUGUGAAGAAGAUUACAAAGCAUGCAUUCCAUAUCUGGAAAAAGGAACUCUUGUUUAUAGUUCGGAGCUCUUGCUUAAUGGGAUUGUUAUCCAGAAACUGGAGUACAAUAGGCAUCAGCUUUUCACAAAGUUUCAUGACGAAAACUGUAAAGAAUGAAAAUCUCUCCAGCUUUUUCACGAAGAAAGCUUCGUGCCCAACUGCUUGUGGAUCGGUUUAAAAUCGCUACUAGUCCAAGUAACAGAUGAUGAUAUCAUUGUGUUACUAGAUACUCGAAAGUUUAGCUGGACAGAGGUAUUGUAUCAUAUUGGUAUAGUAACUAAUUUUUCAUAGUUUGUCCAGAAAAGUUUCUGUUAUCUAUUCCCAUGUAAAUUCACUUAGUUUGCUAAUUUUUGAACAAAUAUAAAUUCUCAAUGUUCUUUUUUGUUUUG